Molecule: messenger RNA, 3747 nt
Organism: Hyaena hyaena (striped hyena)
Lineage: Eukaryota; Metazoa; Chordata; Mammalia; Carnivora; Hyaenidae
Gene: CNGA3
Product: cyclic nucleotide gated channel subunit alpha 3
Exons: 8
Coding region: 1-2130 (709 amino acids)
Biological process (GO): monoatomic cation transmembrane transport
Cellular component (GO): intracellular cyclic nucleotide activated cation channel complex; plasma membrane
Molecular function (GO): protein-containing complex binding; intracellularly cAMP-activated cation channel activity; intracellularly cGMP-activated cation channel activity
Source: RefSeq, a predicted model, not a curated record
AUGGCUAAGAUUAACACCCAAUUCUCCCACCCUGCGGUAAGGACCAUGGACAGAGAUCUGGACCACGUUGAAAAUGGCCUCGGCAGGGUCCACUCGCCUUGCGAGGAGACUUCAUCAGAACUGCAGCAGGAGAUCGCCAUGGAGACCAGAGGACUGGCUGAAUCCAGGCGAAACUCCUCAACCAGCCAGGGGCCUGCCAGGUUGUCUCGUCUGAUCAUCUCGCUGCGAGCAUGGGCCACCAGGCACUUACACCAUGAGGACCAGAGGCCUGACUCCUUCCUGGAGCGUUUCCGUGGAGCUGAGCUCAAGGAGGUGUCCAGGCGAGAAAGCAAUGCACAGUCUAAUGCGGGCAACCAGGAGCCACCAGACAGAGGGAGAAGUGGCUGGCCCCUGGCCAGAAACAACAGCAGCACCUGCAACCACUCAGAGGAUGACAAGGCGAAAAAGGAGGAGAAAGAGAAAAUGGAAGAAGAGAAAAAGAAACACUGCACAAAACAAGAGGACAGAAACAAGGACACCAUGGUGGUGGACCCCUCCAGCAAUGUGUACUACCGCUGGCUGACUGUCAUCGCCCUGCCUAUCUUCUAUAAUUGGUGUCUGCUGGUAUGCAGGGCCUGUUUCGAUGAGCUGCAGUCCGACCACGUGAUGCUGUGGCUGGUCCUGGACUACUCAGCAGAUGUCCUCUAUGGCUUGGAUUUGCUGGUGCGAGCUCGGACAGGCUUCCUUGAGCAAGGCUUGAUGGUCAAGGAUGCACAAAGGCUGUGGAAGCAUUACACAAAGACCGUGCACUUCAAGCUGGACAUAUUGGCCCUGGUCCCCACAGACCUGGCUUAUUUUAAGUUGGGUGUAAAUUACCCAGAACUGAGGUUCAACCGCUUACUGAAGUUUACCCGGCUCUUUGAGUUCUUUGACCGCACAGAGACAAGGACCAACUACCCCAAUCUGUUCAGGAUUGGGAACUUGGUAUUAUAUAUCCUCAUCAUUAUCCACUGGAAUGCCUGCAUCUACUUUGCCAUUUCCAAGUUCAUUGGUUUUGGGACAGAUUCCUGGGUCUAUCCAAACAUCUCAAACCCAGAGUAUGGGCGCCUCUCCAGGAAGUACAUUUACAGUCUCUAUUGGUCCACCUUGACCCUGACCACCAUCGGGGAGACCCCACCCCCUGUGAAGGAUGAGGAGUAUCUGUUUGUGGUCAUAGACUUCCUAGUGGGAGUCUUGAUUUUUGCCACCAUUGUCGGCAACGUGGGAUCCAUGAUCUCAAACAUGAAUGCUUCACGGGCCGAGUUCCAGUCCAAGAUUGACUCCAUCAAGCAGUAUAUGCAAUUCCGCAGGGUGACCAAGGACUUGGAGACGCGGGUGAUCCGGUGGUUUGACUACUUGUGGGUAAACAAGAAGACAGUGGAUGAGAAGGAGGUGCUCAAGAGUCUCCCAGACAAGCUAAAGGCCGAGAUCGCCAUCAACGUGCACCUGGACACUCUGAGGAAGGUCCGCAUCUUCCAAGACUGCGAGGCAGGGCUGUUGGUGGAGCUUGUGCUCAAGCUGCGGCCUGCAGUGUUUAGCCCAGGAGAUUACAUCUGCAAGAAGGGGGACAUCGGGCGGGAGAUGUACAUCAUCAAGGAGGGCAAGCUGGCUGUCGUGGCCGACGAUGGGAUCACCCAGUUUGUGGUCCUCAGUGACGGGAGUUACUUUGGGGAAAUCAGCAUCUUAAACAUCAAGGGGAGCAAGGCGGGGAACCGCAGGACAGCCAACAUCAGGAGCAUCGGCUACUCAGACCUGUUCUGCCUUUCCAAGGACGAUCUGAUGGAGGCUCUCACUGAAUACCCAGAAGCCAAGAAGGCCCUGGAGGAGAAGGGACGGCAGAUCCUGAUGAAGGACAACCUGAUUGACAAGGACCUGGCUAAGGCUGGGGCGGACCCCAAGGAUAUUGAGGAGAAGGUAGAGCACCUGGAGUCUUCCUUGGACACCCUGCAGACCAGGUUUGCCCGGCUCUUGGCUGAGUACAGUGCCACCCAGAUGAAAGUGAAGCAGCGUCUCAGUCACCUGGAAAGCCAGGUGAAGAUGUGUGGGAGCAACCUUCUGUCUGAUGAGGGUGCUCCUGGGAAUGCUGCAAAAGCAGAGACCAAACAAGAGUGAAAUGCAGAUGUCCAUCUCCUGCUUCCCAGAGUCAGCCAUUGGUGUGAUGCAUUGUAACUGCAGCUGCACAGCCCAGGACUCAGCGGGGUUGCAUUCCAGUUCUCCUUACCCUUUACAACCGUGUGGCCCUAGGAGAGAGCCUCGGUUUCCUCAUCUAGAAAGGGGGACUCAUGUCAGCCCCACUGAAGUGGCAGAUUCCUGUGAUGUCCACAUGGAACACUACUUGAGGCAGGGCUUUGUAUGUGAGGUGUCCCCAAUCCAUGCAUACGGAAGUGUGGGCAUAGAACUCUGAUUUUUUUAUCCAUAAGGAAUUUUUAGACUUUUGAACUUUAUUUUCUUGUAAAUGGAAGAUUAUUUAGUCAUCCACCCCCUCCUGUACCCCACGCCACCACCUUCUGAUAAGGGAGAUAUAACAGAAGCUAGAAGUGCAAUGUGGGAUCUCAAAUGUAUCCUUGCAUGAGACAGAUUGGGGCACAUCUCUAAAUCUGGUUUCUCCUCACGUACACUUUGGGACCCUCGAAAUCCUGGCCCUUGAUCAUGCACAAGGGAAGAAGCUGGGUCACCCCAUUUGAGGUCACUUUGAGCCUGUGAAGCAAAUCCAGACUCCCCCACCAUCCAGCCUCUGUGAACCCAGAAUCUGUUUAGAAAAGGACAUCUUGAUGAGGGAAAGAGACAUCUCCUAACUCACCAAGGGACUUAAAGACAGCCUCUCCCCCUCCUUCCUCAGUCAGGAACAGGGACAGCCUGUUCUGACUUGAAGAGGAGAAUUAUGUUCAGGAAGAGCCUUUCAGGUUGGAGGUUGGAAUGAGGUCCUGCGUCAAGCAAAGCUGACAACUAGAAUGUUUAGAUCAGACCCUGAGGCCGUAUCUUUGCAAACAGCCCCUCCUCUCAAAGAAGCAGCCUCACUCUCCCUUGGAAUUCUACCUUGAGGCAAAGCUCUCAGCUAGCAGGAAGUGUGGACAGUGCAGGACCUAGCUUUUUUCCUUUUUUAAUCUAGUAAAUAGAAUCCCAUUACUAUUUCUAUAUUUGGGUUCUAUGAUUGCGAAUUAUAACCUUAAUGGUCCACGUAAAUACACAUUGUAAAUUACCCAAAGAUAAGUAAUUUUUCUGUUGCAGAGAAGCCAUAUGUACAGGUUUCCUUCUCUGUCUCCUCCUUCCCUCCUCCCCCCUUCUUUCUUUCCUUCCUUCCUACCCUCCCUCUUCUCCCUCCCUCCCUCCCUUCCCUCUUUCUCUUCUCUUCCAACAUCUCUUCUCAGAACACAAUGCCCCACUUUGCUUUGGGAACUUUGAAACCUCUGUGGUCUGAUGUUAUAAUCCGUACGCUAUAUAACUGGGCCCUAAUGUAGUUCAUACAAAAGGUGCUGCUUUUUCAAGUAUGUAUUUUGGUUUUAUAUGAGCCUCUUCUGGUUUUUAUUAUGGAUAAUUCGACCAUUUUUUAAGUUUCUAAAAUGAAUUUAAAAGGACUAUUAAAGGAAGAUGUGAUCCAAGCCCAUAUCAUCAGCACUCUGUAACUAGCAACGUAUUCUCCAAAUGCAUAUAUUUUAAAAAGCCUUAACUAUUAACUAUGCCUAUGUUUAUAUUUGCACAAGAAAAAUAGAGACUCGGAUUUAAAAAACA